CCUCUUUCUGAUCGAUCAGACUUGAUUCGAUUCCCAUCCACCCACCCACCUCUACAUAUCCUUGUACCAUCAACUCCAUCAUGGGCAAGGGAAAGAACCACGUCAAGACCCCGACCGCGUCGGCGGGCAAGUCGGGGGGCAACAAGGGAGAGUUUACGCUCAAGCGUGUCAAGGGUGAAAACUUCUACCGAGAUGCCAAGUCGGCUUCCCGCGUCAAGAUGCUCAACGGUGGAAAGGCCGUCCGAGACCGUGACGGAAAGAUCACCCAAUCCGCCGCCUUUCAAAAGACGGAAAAGGAGAUGGGCAACGAGAUGGGACGAGUCCAGCCCGAUCGACGAUGGUUCGGAAACACCCGGGUCAUCAGCCAGAACGCACUGGACCACUUUCGGACGUCGCUCUCGGCCCAGGUGGCCAACCCGUACAGCGUGUUGUUGAGGAGGAACAAGCUGCCCAUGGGCCUGUUGGAAGAGGAGGGCAAGGGACAGGAGGGCAAGAGGGUGCAUAUCGUGGAGACGGAGCCGUUUUCGGGAACGUUCGGACCCAAGGCGCAGAGGAAACGACCGAGGUUGGAAGUGGGGAGUUUGGAAGAGCUCGGCAAGGAUGUCGCCGAUGCUCACGCCGAGAAGGAGGCCAACCCGGAUGCAUACAUUGAACAACCCGCUUCCUUCCACCCCGUCCGAUCCCUCAUGUCCGAACCCAUCUACGCCAAAGGUACCUCCCGUCGUAUCUGGGGAGAACUCUACAAGGUGCUCGACUCGUCCGACGUCGUCAUCCACGUGCUCGACGCCAGGGACCCCAUGGGAACCAGGUGUAAACCCGUCGUCGAGUUUUUGAAAAAGGAAAAGGCCCAUAAACAGUUGAUCUACGUGUUGAACAAGGUCGAUCUCGUGCCUACCUGGGUGACCGCUCGAUGGGUGAAACACCUCUCCCUUCAGGCACCUACCAUUGCUUUCCACGCGUCCAUCAAUAACUCGUUCGGAAAGGGAUCCUUGAUCCAGCUCUUGCGACAGUUCUCGGUCCUCCAUUCGGAUAAGAAGCAGAUCUCGGUUGGUCUGAUCGGGUAUCCGAACGUCGGGAAGAGUAGUAUCAUCAACACGCUCAAGAAGAAAAAGGUCUGCACCGUCGCUCCUAUUCCCGGUGAAACCAAGGUCUGGCAAUACAUCACCUUGAUGAAGAGGAUCUAUCUCAUUGAUUGUCCCGGUAUCGUGCCCAUCUCGGCCAAGGAUUCCGAGACGGAUACCGUGCUCAAGGGAGUCGUCCGAGUGGAAAACCUGCAGACCCCUGCGGAACACAUCCCGGGCUUGUUGAAGCGAGUACGGCCGGCAUACAUCGAGCGGACGUACGGACUCGAGCCUAGGGAAGGUGGAUGGGAGGGAGAAGAGGGCGCGACGGUCUUGCUCAGCACGAUCGCCAAGCGAAUGGGCAAGCUGUUGAAGGGUGGUGAACCCGAUCAGGAGAGUAUCGCCAAGAUCAUGCUGAAUGACUGGAUCCGAGGCAAGAUCCCAUACUUUGCCAUGCCUCCUGACAAGAACGCUGGUCAACCCGACGCUGGCAAGGAGGUUGAGGGCGAGCUUACUGUCGAAGAGAAGGCCGUGCAGGAGGAGCUGGCUGCCAGGGAGGCCGAACUCGCCAAGACGUUGGGUGAACGCAAGGUCAAGGGUGUCGAGCAGCCCUUGCGAAACAUUAUCACCAUGAGCAAAUUUAUCGGCGAUGACAACCGUAGAAUCGCCGAUGACGAGAGUGACGAGGAGAUGGUACCCGGUGAAGGGUACGACAAGUCGGACGACGAGGACGAUGUCGAGGCGGCCGAGGCCGAAGAUGAGAUGGCUUGGGAUGAUUUGUUCCCCAAGGCCGGUUCAUCGUCUAAGCCGGUCAUGGCGGGCGAUGAGAGCGAUGAUGGUGGUCUUGAUGGUGAUCUCGGAGACGAUGACGAGCUCGAGCUCGAGGACGAUGCUGAGAAGGACGACAUGGAGGAUGAAGAGGAUGACGAGGAAGAGGAGGUUGAGGAAGAGGAAGCUGUCCCUGUUGCAUCGGCCAAGGCAAAAGGCAAGCGAGCCGCUGUCGCUGAUCUCGACGAAACCGACGGCAAGCGACCCGCCAAGGCUCCUCGAAUGACGACCAACAAGCAGAAAUCGACCAACUACUACACCACGGCUAACGUCAAGAACCGAAACCGAGAACGCAAAGUGCCCAAAAUCAACUCGACCAAAGGCGAGCGGCCAAAAGCCGCCAAAGAGGGCAAGAUCAGGAUGAGACGGUCGUGAUCUGAAAGCCUUGGUAUGGAUACCUCCCAAUUAUGUAUUCUCAGACGUACUGGUGUAAGAUAGUGUAUCUUUCGCCCACAUUGUAAUAAUGUUGUAGAUGGGUUUGCUCUUUGCGUUACGACCUGCCAUGAUAUCAUCAAGUCAUUCCGUGCA
Messenger RNA from Filobasidium floriforme, 2417 nucleotides. Its product is annotated as NUC091 domain-containing protein. Bases 81 to 2264 code for a protein of 727 amino acids. The transcript is spliced from 6 exons. NCBI's taxonomy places the organism in Eukaryota, Fungi, Basidiomycota, Tremellomycetes, Filobasidiales, Filobasidiaceae. Gene Ontology annotation, cellular component: nucleolus. Gene Ontology annotation, molecular function: GTP binding. The record is from RefSeq and is a predicted model, not a curated record.